Messenger RNA from Callithrix jacchus (white-tufted-ear marmoset), 3674 nucleotides. It is a transcript of the gene SERPINB9, whose product is annotated as serpin family B member 9. NCBI's taxonomy places the organism in Eukaryota, Metazoa, Chordata, Mammalia, Primates, Cebidae. The record is from RefSeq and is a predicted model, not a curated record. Gene Ontology annotation, biological process: negative regulation of endopeptidase activity. Gene Ontology annotation, molecular function: serine-type endopeptidase inhibitor activity. Gene Ontology annotation, cellular component: cytoplasm.
GCGGUCCUGCGCGGACAUCGCCCUGGGCGGGGCGGACAGAGCGAACCUGGCCGGCCCUGGCCCCUAGCCCUGCUCUCGGCCACCAAGCCCUGCGGCCCUGCUGGUCCCGGCAGGCGGAGCCCCAGUCAAGCAGCAAGUGUGGGAGGCGCCCGACAUGUGGUAAUAAAAGGCGGUGCAGGCUGAGGCUGGGAGUGAAUGGGGACCCUCUGAGCUCAGCAGCAGGGCCUGGUCCUGCGCCUUGGGAAUCGGCGACCAGGCUCGGAGCCCGGCACGGAGAGGGCGCAGCGCUGGACGAGGUGGCAGGCCCUGCAUCAUGGAAACUUUUUCUAAUGCAAGUGGCACCUUUGCCAUAAGCCUGUUAAAGCUACUAUGUGAAGAUAACCCUUCAGGCAAUGUGUUCUGUUCCCCCAUGAGCAUCUCCUCUGCCCUGGCCAUGGUUCUCCUGGGGGCAAAGGGAAACACUGCCACCCAGAUGGCCCAGGCACUUUCUUUAAACACAGAGGAGGACAUUCAUCAGGGUUUCCAGUUGCUUCUCACUGAAGUGAACAAGGCUGGCACAGAGUACCUGCUGAGAACGGCCAACGGGCUCUUUGGAGAGAAAACUUGUAAAUUCCUCUCAACGUUUAAGGAAUGCUGUCUUCAAUUCUACCAUGCUGAGCUGAAGCAGCUUUCUUUUAUCAAAGCUGCAGAAGAGUCCAGGAAACACAUCAACACUUGGGUCUCAGAAAAGACUGAAGGUAAAAUUGAAGAGUUGUUGCCGGUUAGCUCAAUUGAUGCAGAGACCAGGCUGGUUCUUGUCAACGCUAUCUACUUCAAAGGAAAGUGGAAUGAAUGGUUUGACGAAACAUACACGAGGGAAAUGCCUUUUAAAAUAAACCAGGAGGAGCAAAGGCCAGUGCAGAUGAUGUAUCAGGAGGCCUUCUUUAUGCUCGCCCACGUGGGCGAGGUGGGCGCGCAGCUGCUGGAGCUGCCCUAUGCUGGGGAGGAGCUGAGCCUGCUCGUCUUGCUGCCUGACGACGGCGUGGAGCUCAGCACGGUGGAAAAAAAUCUUACUUUUGAGAAACUCACAGCCUGGACCAAGCCAGACUGUAUGAAGAGCACUGAGGUUGAAGUUCACCUUCCAAAAUUUAAACUGCAGGAGGAUUAUGACAUGGCAUCUGUGCUUCCACGUUUGGGAAUGGUUGAUGCUUUCCAACGGGGCAAGGCUGACUUGUCGGCAAUGUCGGCCGAGAGAGACCUGUGUCUGUCCAAGUUCGUGCACAAGACUUUUGUGGAGGUGAAUGAAGAAGGCACGGAGGCGGUAGCAGCCUCGGACAUGUUGGUGGAGGCAGAGUGCGGCAAGGAAUCUGGCCUGAGAUUCUGUGCUGACCACCCUUUCCUUUUCUUCAUCAGGCACAACAGAGCCAAUAACCUUCUGUUCUGCGGCAGGUUCUCAUCUCCAUAAAGCGUGCAUUUACAGUGUCCUCAGCCAUUUCCCUCUUGCUGUGUCCCCAGAUCCCCCCCUCCGCUACAGCUCCAAGAGGAUGGGGGCCUAGAAAGCCAAGUGCAAAGGUGAGGGCAGAUUCCUUACCUGUCGGCCGGCCCUCAGGAUUUGCUCCACACUCCACUCUUCUAUACUGACCACUCAUUUAUGCUACACUUAUUCAGCAUCUUGGGAAAAUCGACCAUACUGAUUCCCUGUUGCAUUAAAAUUGUGGUCCAAAUCCCAUAGGAUGGCAUGCAGAGUUUCCUAGAAUUCCACAUGCAGUUCACCCUGGCUACCCUGUGCUUUCCUGAGACCUCAAAUACGUGACCUUAACACGCUGCUUCCGUGGUAAUAAAUGCUGCUAGAUAUUGCUAUUUUAUAGAUUUUUCUGGUGCUUAGCUUUUUGAAAAGUUUUUAAUAUGCACAUUUAUAUUUUAUGUUUAUUUUAUUUUUGAUGUUUACCAAUUGUCAAACAUGUACUUGGGGACUGCAUUUGGCACUGGGGAUGCAAAGGGGACAGAGCCAUUCUCUGUCGACACUUGGUCUUCAAUUCUGUGCCCAAUUUAUAAGCUUUGACAACAACUGGGUUGGACUUUCCCUACUAGAAAAAGAAAUGUCUUUCAACUUAUCAGAUAAUCCUCUAGUAGGGAAUCACACCUUUUAUGAUAUUGUUUCUCUACCUCUAACAGUAAAAAUUCCAGUCAACCCUUAAAGCUCAUUUCAAAUGUCUUAUUUCAGAAAUGUUUUCUUUCUCCACAAGCAGAUGUACAUAUGUGAACUCUCUGCACUUGAAGGGCACCUCCUUUGUGGUAGUUCUUUUAUUUUAUUAAUCUCUGUAUCCUUAGAUAGUCCUCCAACAAGACCUGAGGUUCACCAAGGGUUGGAACUCUAUCUUACAUAUCUGGGUGCAAUAAUGAGUAAGUUGAUUAUAUACAAGCUGUGAAACUUAUUUUUUUAGUGGUUGGAUAUUACUGGCUUUAUUUUUUUGUUUUAAAGAAUUUUUGUAUUGAGGUGAAAUUCACAUAACAUAAAAUUACCUGUUUUAAAGUGAGAAGUUCAGUGUCACUUGGUAUUGUUAACAAUGUUGUAUAACCAUUAUAUAUACUGCAGUAAUAAGUAAGUUGAUUAUAUACAAGCUGUGAAACUUAUUUUUUUAGUGGUUGGAUAUUACUGGCUUUAUUUUUAAAAAAAAUUUUUUUAUUGAGGUGAAAUUCACAUAACAUAAAAUUACCUGUUUUAAAGUGAGAAGUUCAGUGUCACUUGGUAUUGUUAACAAUGUUGUAUAACCAUUAUAUAUACUGCAGUAAUAAGUAACUUGAUUAUAUACAAGCUGUGAAACUUAUUUUUUUAGUGGUUGGAUAUUACUGGCUUUAUUUUUAAAAAAAUUUUUUUUAUUGAGGUGAAAUUCACAUCACAUAAAAUUAACUAUUUUAAAGUAAGAAGUUCACUGCCACUUGGUAUUGUCAACGAUGUUGUAUAACCACCGCCUUUGUUUAAAGUUCCAGAAAAAAUGUUCUGCUGUAAAAGGAAACCCCAUCCCAUUAAGCAGAUACCCUCCAUUCCCCCCUCCCUCCAGCCCCCAGCAACCACCAAUCAGCUUUCUGUCUCUACGGAGUUAUGUAUUCUUGAUAUUUCAUAUAAGUUGAAUUGUAUGAAACCUUUUGUGUCUGGCUGUUUUCAUUUAGUAUAAGUUUUUGAGAUCCAUUUACAUAGUAGCAUGUAUCAAAACUUCAUUUUUAUGGCUACAUAAUAUUGUAUUAUGUGUUUAUAGCACAAUUUAUCCACUCAUUCAUUGAUGGACAUUGGGUCGUUUCUGCCUUUUAGCUAUGGUGAAUAGUGGAGAUGUUUGUGUACCUGUUAUUUGUUUGAAUAUCUAUUUUGCAUCCUUUUGGGUAUAUAUCUAGGAGUGGAACUGCUGGGUCGUAUGGUAAUUCUAUGUUUACCUUUUUUGAGGAACAGAAAAACUGUUUUCCACAGUGGUUGAACCAUUCUACAUUCCCACCAGCAAUGUUAAGUCAUGGCCAUCUUAGUGGGUAUGAAGUGGUAUCUCACUGUGUUUCUAUGCAUUUCCUAUGUUAUGAACUAGAAACUAAAGUACAAACGAGAUGGGACUCUAGUUCCCUGGGGAUUUCCAUAAUCAAAUAUAGGAAAGCAGUUGGCUUUUCACAUCUCAGUUCUUCGGAAGGCCCAAUAAACUCUAUGAAUAGGA